Messenger RNA from Westerdykella ornata, 2361 nucleotides. RefSeq lists its product as uncharacterized. The record is from RefSeq and is a predicted model, not a curated record. The coding region runs from base 320 to 2149 and encodes 609 amino acids. The transcript has a single exon. Lineage: Eukaryota; Fungi; Ascomycota; Dothideomycetes; Pleosporales; Sporormiaceae.
CACCACAUUUGUUCCUUGGAUGGAGGGGGGUACAGCAGCGUCCGUCGCCCCUCGUUUGGCCUUUUAUCUUAGAGUUAACAUCUUUGAGACAGGCGGGGAUGCAACCCGCUGCUGCCUUUACAUUCGAUCGACCACCUAAUCCGAACAUGUCAUUUCGUCCUCGCCGGCUGGAUCUGAACAUUGCCUGCGCCCUGCCAGUGAUCCCUCAGAAACGCUCCACCCCACGCGAAAACGGCCUACACGAUUACAUUUGACCAAAGGGCGUAACCUACCUGCAUCCCUGUGUGCUUUUGGAUAGAACGCUUUAGGGGCCUGCAGUAUGAAGAGAGGUCUUCACGAGCACCUAAGAACAGGGCUUGACUUCGAGGAGCCCGAUAUACAGAGGGAAGAUAUUGUGGAACCGCAGCUUACAGCGUAUAACGACCCUACGGAAAGAGCUAGUAAACGGCAGCGCAUCGAGAGAAUAGCAACGGACUACUUACGACGUGGCAAAGUACCAACCUUACUCUCUACCAGGCUGAGAGGCCCGUUUGACUCCUGGACGAACCCGUGGUCGAACGCAAGCUCAAAGCCGACCCCUCAGAGCGUGGCAUCGACAGAGGAAAGGCGAUCGGGACACGGGGCAAGGAACCGCCGGAAGCAGCAUUUAGGAGUCAAAUAUAAGGGUACCCAUGACGAGAGCAGUGAGCGCUUAUGGCUUAAACGACGCAAGGGCAAAGAUGUAGAGAGAUAUUCCGCAUCGCCUGCGCCAAAGCGGUCUCCUACACCGUCGCGUGUUAGGCGUGCACGGUUUGGCGGAAAAGGCGAUGGCAACCCAGCAAAACUAUCUUCCCGUACACAUACUGACGUCCACUCGGCCGUACAAAGGACCAGUUUGGGCCACUGGAGAUCUAGUGCCUCAGCCUCAAUGCUGAUUUCUUCGCCAGCUGCAGAAACGCCAUACAAGAGUCCAUUUGGUCACAUGAGAUCGGGCUUGCGAACUCCUUUGGAACAUGGUAUUUCACGUCAAACCUUGGAGGUCACACACGCUUCGGCUCAAUGCUCUCGGAAAAAGAAAUCUUCGCUACCUGUUCCCAUUACAAGUGGUGCUCCUGGAUCUGCAAAUACCCCUCAUACCAUAGCGCAGGAAGAAGCCCGGGAGGGAGAUAGGGAAGGUUCGGAGGCACGUGGGGCGAGAAGGACUGUUCAGGCAGACUCUCCGACGGUCAUGGUCAUGAAAGCCCGAGCAUCUCCUGGCAAUACCAGCAGCUUCCAGUACCGGAGGAGAGGGGGUCGGAGAGUGAACAAAGUUGCACAGCAGCCUAAGACGCCGGAUGACAUAGUCGAGCGUACGGCAUCGAAUGGAACUCCAGUGGGGAACUCGAAUGCUGCCGAUGCUCCAGUAGCGCAGGAAUGGAAAUCAGGAUCUGUUCAUGGCGAUGCUGGAAGACGGCCGCACACUGUACAUGACGCCCCUAGCGACCAGGAGACGACGGUAGAAGGCCCGCGAGGGGAACAGCAGCGCACCAGUCUAGGUUCAGAUGGCAGCCGGCAGUCUUUGUACUCGACACAAGCGGCCAUGAUGCUGGCGCAACUCGAAUUUCAAGACGGAACCUUUCCAGACCCGUCUCCUCUCUCUCCUGAGUCACCUUUGUCAGCAUCAUUGUUGCCAUCUGGAUCCCAGGGAGGCACGCCGAAGACGACAUUACCAGGGAAGAGCCCUGCGAUCACUCCGUUCCAUGCCUUCAAUGCGCAGCUUGAGAAGGCUGGCCCUGAUAGCUGGGUUAGAAGUGCAGCGAUUAGCACGCAGGAUCUGUUCCUCGCAGCGUCCCCCUUUGCAUUCAGCACAGUGAAGAAGCAGUCGACGGCCGUCCCCAAAGGAAGCGGCCUGAGGUUUGCUGUCUUUAAUCACAAGAAUGAACAAGAGAGGGUCGCUGAUGCGGAGAAUUGCAGGAGCCCUAGACGGUCGAACGAGCGUCUUCCGUUGCGAGAGCGCAAUUCGGUGGUGUCGUUUCCGACAAGUCAAAAAGGGACCCAAGAGUCUUUGCAUUGCUCGGGCUAUGUCCACAGCCAAACAGUGGAGCUACCGGGAAUUGACUUUCCCCGCUCCUUUGAUGGCGAUGUGAGUUUUGCAGACCAGUUUCUGCGCAACGUGGAUGGGUUGGCGUAAAGGCUGCCCUGAGGACAUGGACUGACGGGAGGUGAUACGAUUGGGUGAAUGGCAUACCGCCUUUUCGACUCUGUACGUAAAAAGGGAACGAGAGGAUCUUGGUUUGGGUAGUGAAUCUUUCGGCCCAACAAGGUAACUUGCAGGAUAUCAAGAGUACUUUGAUGUUGGUCGAGAUGAAUGGUGGGCAGCGUACCACCACGUUCUGGCAUGAU